GGUGCGGGCGGGCCUGUGUGUUGGCGGCGCCGGGGCUCGCGGGAGCUGCUCGGAAGCUCGGCCGCCGGGAGGAGGCCGCGGCCACGCUUCCUGGCAGUUACGGUGGGGCUCCUCUGAAGAACCAUGAAGUCAGACUAUGUUGUGCUAACUCUAGCCUCCCUAAUGUUCCUGAUAUGUCUCCCUGUGUCACAGAGCUGUAACAAAGCACUCUGCGCUAGCGACGUGAGCAAAUGCCUCAUUCAGGAGCUCUGUCAGUGCCGGCCUGGAGAAGGAAGCUGCCCCUGCUGUAAGGAGUGCAUGCUGUGCCUGGGGGCCCUGUGGGAUGAGUGCUGUGACUGCGUGGGCAUGUGUAACCCUCGGAAUUACAGCGACACACCUCCCACUUCCAAGAGCACAGUGGAGGAGCUGCACGAGCCCAUCCCUUCCCUGUUCAGAGCGCUCACCGAGGGAGACACCCAGCUGAACUGGAACAUCGUCUCCUUCCCUGUGGCAGAAGAACUCUCUCACCACGAAAAUCUAGUUUCCUUUUUAGAAACUGUGAACCAGCCGCACCACCAAAAUGUGUCUGUUCCCAGCAACAAUGUUCACGCCCCCUACCCCAGUGACAAAGAGCACAUGUGCACGGUGGUUUAUUUUGAUGACUGCAUGUCCAUACACCAGUGUAAAAUAUCCUGUGAGUCCAUGGGAGCGUCCAAAUACCGCUGGUUUCAUAAUGCCUGCUGUGAGUGCAUCGGUCCCGAGUGUAUCGACUAUGGCAGCAAAACGGUCAAGUGUAUGAACUGCAUGUUUUAAAGAAGGAAAAGAAACGCACAUCAAAGCGGUUUAGUUAGCAGGAGGACAUGACAAUUGCUCAUAAGUCAUGAAGUGUGCAGAAGUCAGGAGUCAGGAGUGCUAGGACCAUGUUAAAUUAUAUUGUUAGAACUGUACUUUGUAUGUUCGCUGCCUAUUGUGUAUGUCUCUUCCGUUGGAUGCAGUAGAACUUCAGUCAUAUGAGAAUCAGGGUACAGAGGAAUCCUGGGAGAUGUGAAGGUCUGAAGAGAGACUGGUGCUUUUGUUUGGAAAGUGAUCGAGAAGACUGUUAACAGGAAGUCCUAGGUCACCAGGUCUCCAUGCUCACACCUUUCCUAACUGUGCCUUGCAUUGCUUAUCUGUUUCAUAUAAAGCGAGUCAGUAGUGCAGUGCAGACUUCGAACUCACAUUCAAGCCGCUGCAGAAGCUUAAUUUCAAACCACUUUACAUUGGUCUUAGAAAGUAAAUAUUUACUGAUUUUACAACAGAAAACUUGUACCUAGGGCAAGUAAGCUGCCUCAGUGGGUAAAGGUGCUUGCUGCCACGCCUGGUGCCUGAGCUCGUUCCCCGGUCCCCAGAGCCUGUACAGUGGAAGGAGAGAACCCGCUCCCGAAAGUUGUCCUCUGACCUCCACACAUGCACAGUGACUACAUGCAGGUAUGCACAUAGGUGUAAGUACACGCACACGCGCGCACACACACACACACACACACUAAGUAAACAUUUAAAGGCAUUUUAAACCUCUCACGUGGUGAAAUCUGUCCUGUAGCACUCAUGCUGACGAUUUAGACCCAACCUUCCACUCCCAUCCAUAGUGCUGAUGUGUGGAUAUAGGCAGGUGAGUAUCUACCAAGAAUGGCAGCACAGCGUUGAAACUCCAUAAAAGCACUGUGAGGAUGUGGCUGCGGGAGCAGCCAGGUGAGAGCGCGACUGUAGAUCACGUGAUGCCACCUCAGGCACCAGGAAGCAGCUGUCCUUUUCCAGGUGCACAGCAGAGGUGAAAGUGAGGUGCACCAGGCGGAGGGUCAGUCUCCACACCAGCAGAACAGCCAGCCUCUCCAGCACGUGAGACUGCAGAGGGUGAAGAGGAGUUUACAGAGAAGGGCGGGAAUGGCGGGAACUCUUAGUAGGAUCCACUUUAAAACCAUUUAUAGUCACUAGUUUUGUUACUUUGUAAUAAUCACAUUUGUUUCUGGAUAUCUGAAUCUAAUAUUCUUAUUAAGUAAGCAUCAUAUUUUGGGAAUCUAUAUUUCUGAAAGUGGAGGGGGAAUCUGUUUAAUAUGUUCACUCCUAGCAUACUGCAGAAUUAUCUAGUUAGCUGCUUAUGUAGUGUUUCCAUAGAGACAAGCUGAAAUACUACAUGCCCUUCAUAGAAAUAAAAUCCUCACCGUCAAUCAUGAAUCUAAAACAAAUAUUUAUAAUACACAGACUCAAUGUAAUAAAAUUGCUAUUUUCUCUAGUGCGUAUUUGAAUUAAAAGUAACUUUUUAGGAAUACUCUUUAUAUGUCUAUAUAUUUUAGUACAUAAAUUAGAAAAUGCUCUUCAACACAUUUUGCAUUCUUGUUUGAAUAGGAGUUAGUUACGAGGUCAUUUGAGAUUUUAUGGCAAUCCCUGUAAAAUCUGUGCUCUUUCCAAUAACUGAAGAACACUCCACGUACUUCAGCCUGCUAAGAGCUGACUUAGAACGUGGGUAGAUUUGAUUGUGAGACAUCAAGGGGUCCUCUCUUACUUGUACACACAGUGCCUCUGUUUCAAAGUGUCUUGGAAACAUUUCGGCUCCUUUCCGAGCUCCGACGUGGUCGUGGGUUUGCUUGCAAUCAGGAGGGAGUCCUGAAGGACUGCAGGUGGCCGCUCCGUUUCAGCUUGCUAAUUUGGGGAAAUGUCAUGCCUGCGACUGGAAGAACGCUUUGAUGGUUUCAGGCAGUGUGCCUCAAGUUUUCUUUUUUGUUGGUUUGUUUUUGCUGUUGUUUUGUUUUGAGGCAGGGUCUCUGUGCAGCCCUGGCUGGCCUGGAAUUUGCUCUGUAGACCGGGCUGGCCACCCUCAUGUCUUAUGAUGGCCACAAACAUUGUUAAAAUGUGUCGUGAUCUUUCUUAAGCUUUUCAUUGUCAGAUUUUAAAAUGGUGUAUGUCUUUUUUACCCCAAACAUUUCUUUGUGGACAAUUUCUUAAACCAGUUGCUUUAACUGUUGUAUUGCCCUGUUUUCCCCACCGGAAAUGAUCACCGGAGGUAAAUUUUAUGUUCAUAUUUUGUGUAUUUCUCCUGGUUUGCCAAGGCCUUGAGGAGAAGCAGUAUUCAGCUGACACGGUUUCUUUUUAGAGCCAGGGUUUGUGUGCACACUUGUGGUGCCACCACUUGAGAGCUGAACAAGGAGGUCAGAAGGUCAAGGCCAGCCUGGGAUACACAGCAAGACACUGUCUCCACAAAGCAAAGAACUCCUCUCUAGUUCUGUAUCAACGUUCUGAGUAAUGUUUUUUCUAAAUUGAAAUUGAACAUUUAAGAAGUGUAGCCUCGCUAACUGUAUACAUUCUGUACCGUUCUAGCAUAUUCACCUCCAUAAUGAAGAUUUUUGUAGUAGUUUCUUUUUCAAUAAAAAAUGAUGUUGUCUUUAUUACAGCCAGAUCAUAAAACACUAGAUUUUUAAGGGCUGAGGUUGAAGCCCAGUGGUGGAGCUCUUACUUAUCAUGUGUGCAGCCCUGGGGUUCAUCUGAGUAAAACAAGAAACAAGACACUAGAUUGUGAGUCAGAGGGUUUUAUUAAAUCCAUACAUAUAUACCCUUUUCUGUAGCAAGACAUGGGCUCACAGGCAGGUUUUUCUCUUGUGAUUCCCCCAUAACGUGUAAUUAUGACUGUAACUAUAUUCCUAUUACGGUACAAAAGCAGUGAUUCACGUAAAAUGUAGGGUUUGUUUACACAGGAAGCUAUGAAAGGGGUCUUCACACCAAAGUGUGGCUGGUUGUUUGUUUGUUUGUUUUUCAAGACAGGGUAUCUUUGGUAGCCUUGGCUGUCUUAGAACUCCCUCUGUAGACCAGGCUGGCCUCAAACUCACAGAGAUCCACCUGCCUCUGCCUCCAAAGUGCUGGGAUUAAAGGUGUGUGCCACCAUCACCUAGCCAAAGUAUAACUUUUGAAGUUUCAGAAAAUAAGAUUGUCAUUAGCAUAUUUGAACAAGUAUUUGUAAAUCAAAAAAGCAUCAAAAUAGAGAAAAAAAAAACCCUAAAACUUCUCUAGAAAAUGAAGCUUAGAAUUGGGCACAGUUGGAGGGUUUGUACUUAGAAAUUGUCUUUCCAGACUUUAAAUUCUUUUGUUCAUUCCCAAGAGUCUAUGUUUAUUGCAUUUGACAUGACCUACAAUAUUGUAUAUAUUCUUGUUGGUUGUCUCUGUAAUCAAAAAGUAUUUUAAUAAAAAAUAGAAAUGAA
Messenger RNA from Peromyscus leucopus (white-footed mouse), 4205 nucleotides. It is a transcript of the gene Twsg1, whose product is annotated as twisted gastrulation BMP signaling modulator 1. The record is from RefSeq and is a predicted model, not a curated record. Bases 124 to 792 code for a protein of 222 amino acids. Gene Ontology annotation, biological process: regulation of BMP signaling pathway. NCBI's taxonomy places the organism in Eukaryota, Metazoa, Chordata, Mammalia, Rodentia, Cricetidae. The transcript is spliced from 5 exons.